CUCACACAGACACGUACGCAAACACCGCCCACAGCACAUCCCGGACCGCUUUGGGUCGGAUGCAUUGAAUGCACAGCUGGCCACCCGCCCAUAUCAACAAACACCAAAGAGCCACACACACACAGACAGACAGACAGACACAAAACAUCUCGGACGGACGGCUCAGUCAGUGCUUCCGUCCGCACCACAUCACACCACACCACACCACAUCACCAGCAUAGCAAAUUAUGAGAGAUGAUAUAAACCACCCCAUCCAUGUAUCCAUCCAUCCAUCCGUGCGUCAAUCUCACACAUCACAGCUCUCCCCUCUGUAUGUCUCCUCUCCUCGACCCCUCCUCUCCCUCUCCUCCUUCGACCUUGACCUCCGUCCACAUGACCACGAGCCCGUCCCCUUUCAGCAGCCGCACCCCCUCCAGCCCCCUCCCCGCCCACUCCACACCCUUACCCCUCCCCUCCCUCCGUUGGACCACCCCCCCAGCCGCAGCGUCAGCGUCAUCACCACUCGAUAUGCUCACCAUCUCAUAGGUCUUGCUCUCAUCCAAGAAUUCCACAGGGAUGUGUGGGACCACCACCGUCUCUUCCCGCCCGUUGAUGGCAGCGAGGAACCACCUCUCGGUUGUGUCGUUGUUGGUCUUGCGAGCCAUGACGGCGAGUUGGCCGAUUCUGCUGGGGGGGAGGGUAUGGGUGGUGUGCCACGUGGUGGGGAUGGCCUUGAUGACGUCCAGGGCGGGGGCGUGCGGCUUGCUCUUGUCCAGGAGGUAGUGAGGGUCCUCUGCGAUGGUCUGCAGCGGUGAGUCAAACAAGACUAGCAACGCCAUCUGGUGCACCUGCACCCACCCGUCCACACACACACACACACACGUGGAUAGAUAGAAUGGUUCUGUCCACUUGUGUGGCUGCAUUCCAUUCGGCAAUUAAGGCUGGCUGACCAGGGUGGUGUUGCCCCUCCUCUCGGCAUUGAGUGCCAUGGGUGUGUAGUCGGCGCCGCCCAGGACGAAUCGCGUGAAAGGCAGGAUGGCGUUGUGUCGUGCUGUGAUGGGUUUGAGGUGCUGCUGGUCCAGGAUGAAGUCCGCCCCGUGGAUCAGACGCAUGAUCUCCAUGCCCCACACCGCCUCACGUGUCAACUGAAACAAAGGGAUAAUGGAAUCGCAGUGUGUGUGCAGGGCAGGGCGGUCAUGCCCUCUGUUUGUGAGCUGCGCCUACUUGGUUGGGGUAUCUCCGCGACUCUCCGCUGGGCUUGUGGCAGCCAUGCAGGUUGACGACCAGCUCCAGCUCGGCAGACAUCUCCAUCAGGGCCGUCUCGAAACGAACCAAAUCUGUCAGUCCCACAAAGCACACACAACACAAACAAAGAGGAGACAUCUAUCGUCCGUCCAAGAGAGACAGCCCAGCUGAGCCAUCCGUGUGUCUGUCUGUCUCUCUUCUGUGCAGCGCACCCUCCGUCUCUCCGUGCACAAAGUCCACUUUGACACCGCUGGCGCCCGUGGCCUUGAGGCGGUUCAGAAACCGGCGCAGGCUCUUGAAUUCGCCUGUAGGGCCCGGGUCAACUAUGGUGUCGUUGUCAUUCGUGUCCUGAAUCGAAUCAACACACAAGGAAGGAAUGGCGCUCGAUUGAGUCGGGCUUCGUGCCCCCAUGAACGAACGGCACUGCACUGCACUACAGCGACGUACGGACGGACCUUCCAAGCGAUGACCUUGACGCCCCUCUCCCUGGCGUAGUCGCUGAGGUCGGCCAGCAUCGAGUACGCAGUGCGCAUUUCGGGAAGCGCCUCUGGCCACAGCCCGUUGGGGUCACGCCGCCGGAUCGGGGGAAUUAGAAAACCGUCCCUGUGCACGGUCAGAUCGAUGGUCAGUCCAACGGGCACACACAGAUGGAGGGAUGGAUGCGGCCUGUAUGAAAGGCAGUUAGUGAGGUGUGUGUGUGUGCGUACGUGGUGUCGUUGUUGCCCCACUGCUGCCAGCAGCAGUCGACGGUGGUGUACUCGAAGCCCAGCUCGGCCGCCGCCUCGAUGUAGCGCUUCUCGCCCUCCACUGUUGUCUCGUCCCACCCCCUGUCCUCCGUCCACUCGGCAUUAUACCAAGCCCACACCGACCGACCCGGCAGCACCCACGACGGCAGCUCGCCCCCUACCGCCUGCUUUGCAUCAUUCUGCUGUGGCCCCAUGACGGCCAUCUGGUCGCCCCACCCAGAGGAUGAUCCUGAUGUCUGGAAGAGCUCAGGAUCGGGGGCGGGGUUGAGGUGAGAGACCAUCUCGUUGUUGACGAGCUCGUCAAGGUUGGCGGCGAGCAUGACGACGCGCCAUGGCGUGUGGGUGAGUCCGUCGUCCUCGCUUUUGGGCGAGGCGGCGAAGAUGGCCUCGCUAAAGUUGGCACGGAAGAUGCGGCCGGGGAAGGCCUCGAUGCGCAUGCCGGAAAAGUCGUAGAGUGCCGCCUCGGUCACCAUGACGUACUGGAUGCCCUUGCCGCUCCAGCCGUCGCUACUGGGGUCCAUCUCAAACAGCAGCGGAGGACCGUAGACGUGACCAAAGUCCUUGUUGCGGGUGGCCAGGUGGUCGACGGGAGAAUGGAACCACUCACCCGCAUAGCUCCACAGCUCGUAGACGCUGAGGCCAUCUGUCCUCUCAAAGUGCCACACAUGGCUGCCAUCUGCACACACACACGCACACGCACACACACGCACACCAACACCAGGCCACCUCAACAAUGCCGCCCCGCCCCGCGCCACACACACACUCUCUCUCACGCACACCCACCUGGCAUGACGAAUUCCGUGUCCUCGUCGCUGAUCUGGUCCUUGUCAGUGCCAUCCCAUGAGUAUCUGAAGGCCGCCCCGUCGUUGAACAGCCGCACAUUGAGGUACCAGGUGAUGUUGCCCUCCAUCUGCCGCACCGGGAAGGUGUAGUCCAUGGCGUGGCUGGUCACCAACCGAUGCUUCCCCAGCGUCACAUAAGUCUCCUCCAUCUCCUCGGGCGGCAGCUCGUGCAUCUCCACACCACGACCCAGGUUCAUGCCGUUGACCGUCACGCCCAGCGCAGAGCUCUCAACGAUCUCGCCGCCAGUCGCCCGGUCCGUCACCUUGUACAUGAGCUGGUUCCGCCCCGGGCUCGGGCUCUCGACAUCGUCACCAUUCUCCGACACAAAGACGGUGAACACAUAGGGCGGCGAUGCGGCGGUGCCAGUAUCAGCAUCAUUAUCAUCAUCGGCUGCUGGCGUGCUGCGUGGCGGUGGCGGGGUGAUGUCCUUGGAUGUGACAGGGGCGCCGAUGGGGAGCAGGGCCGCCAGUGGGACAGAUGCGGCCUGCUGCCAUAAUGUGGCCACACAAAUCAGCAGGACUGCCCAGUCCAUCGUGGAGAGGGCGCGGUGGUACCUCGGGAGAGAACCCAGCAGCGGUUUUAGAUCCGCC
Vitrella brassicaformis is the source of this 3403-nucleotide messenger RNA. The record is from the annotation of a GenBank genome assembly. Lineage: Eukaryota; Vitrellaceae.